This is a messenger RNA of Priapulus caudatus, 2081 nucleotides long. RefSeq names its product tetratricopeptide repeat protein 29-like. The record is from RefSeq and is a predicted model, not a curated record. Gene Ontology annotation, molecular function: protein binding. Lineage: Eukaryota; Metazoa; Priapulida; Priapulimorpha; Priapulimorphida; Priapulidae. Bases 44 to 1597 code for a protein of 517 amino acids. The transcript has 10 exons.
UAAGAGCGCUGCCGAUGUCAUUUCCAUGGCAACAUUGUGAACUAUGAGUGGUCUAACGACACAAUUACCGGCAAUCGGAUUCACCCUACCGGAGUCGAGCGGACUCCAGUCGGACAAUACCAAUGGCAAGACCACCAUGGAACAGUGGCAAGAGGGUGCCGGUAAUCGUACCACAUCAUGUACUCAUCGUCGAUUUCUUGUUGGAUCCCAAAAUCCUGUUGUCCAAAAGUCAUGUAGUCCCACGCUGACACAAAAGCUAGCAAAAAAGUCCAAGAGAAUUAUUGAUAAUUCGGUUAGCGCUGAUAAGACUGCUAAAAAGGGUAGUUCAGAAGGACAGAAAAGGUCAUUGAAAAAGGGUGAAAGAGAACUACUGAAGAAAAAUGUAGCACUUAGAUCCCAGCAGCCAUAUAUGACACUCGAAGAAACUAUGAGGCACCGGAACAGCUACUUCCACAGGCUGUGCGUCGACACUCUCGCCGGCGGCUUUCACGAGACGUUCACUGAGCUGGUGAAUCUCGCGCGGCAGGAGCAGCAGCAGCGGGAACAGGAGGGAGCGGCCGCCGCCGCGCAGCCGUCGUCGCCGUCGCGGCCGCCGCUCGCCACGCAGCCGGAGAAGCUGGACACAAUGCGAUCCUGCCUCGCGAGGGCCGAGGAGGCCGACAUGAAGAGCAACUUUGAAGAGGAGUACAAGGCACAGCACGAGCUUGCGCGUUACUUUAACCAGACGGGGGAUGCCUGGCUGGAAGACCACAUGCUUGCUGCUUGCCUGAACACGAGCCACAAAGUCAGCAAGUGCAAGGCUAGCAACCAGAGGAUAGCCGAGUCGAACUGCAACAUUGGCGUGUCCUUGGAGAAUCAGAGUCGAUGGUCAACGGCAGCCGCUUACUUCGAGUCGUUCUACAACCUGACGGCCUGCCAGUACUGGGAGGACGACAACGGGCGUCUGCUGCGAUCCAUCGCCUGCGAACACCUGACAAGAAUCUACACCAAGAUGGCGGAGCGCGUGUCGCCCGUCGACAGGGACAAUGCCAUGGCGUACCUACUGAAGGCCUACGACAAGGCAAAAGAAGGUGACAGUAACGAGGCACUUGGAGCUACAAGUUACCAGCUGGGCCUAGCGUACUGCGAUCGCGGCGAUCAAGAGCGUGCGAUAAAGUACCUGACCGUUUUCAUGGAAGUGUGUCAAAAGCAGAAUGAUCAAAUUGGACUAGGAGAGUCGUAUGAAGCAAUUGCUAAAGCUUAUGAAAGUCAAGGUAAUAUGACGGAUGCCAAGACGUACCUCCAACGCUAUCUGGAGGUGGCGCAAUCUAGCGGUCAUCGGGAUGCACUGUACAGAGCGAGCCUCAGCCUGGGAGAGAUAUACAACCUAACAGGAGAUUUCGCCGCGGCUACCGACUGCUUCCAGCGGGCGUACGAACUCUGCGCAGCGUCCUCCCCGGACACAUCCUCGGCGCGCCUCGCUCAGGUGUUAUGCGGCGUCACGCGGGCGCACAGCCUCCUCCUGCCCUACAACACGCGCGUCGUCGACCUGCCCUCCGCUACGCCCGCCCUCCUCCGCUGGAAGGAACAGAGGAAAUGGCAGGAGGACGUCGAGUGACGCGUUACCACACGUUUCGAUGAUGUCACCGCACGUUUUUUAUUUUGAUUCGGGUGGCGUGAUACGACGCGCCGACGCCGUUUCGAUGACGUCGUCGUGCGUUUUGAUGACGUCGUCGUGCGUUUGUGAUGACAUCGUGCGUUUGUGCUGACAUCGUGCGUUUGUGCUGACAUCGUGCGUUUGUGCUGACAUCGACACUUUCAGCUGCGUAAACGCCGUGAAGCGUUGCUCGCCUGAUCGUUUAUUAGGCUCGAAUGUGUCGGUACUCUUUCGUCUCGCAUAAUAUUUCGUGGUCCUAUAUACUUCCGUGAGAGGGCCGUAUAUUCCACGUCAUCGGCGGUUGUUGUACGUUACACCAUGGUUCGCUAUUAUGUAUACGUCAAAAUACACAUUUCUACAUUCGCAAUAAACCCGUGGUUGACGCUGGAAACCCGUUGUUACAUAUAUAUUCAAUACAAUAAAUUAUAUUUAUGCAUGAAUUUAA